This is a messenger RNA of Fragaria vesca subsp. vesca, 703 nucleotides long. RefSeq names its product ycf20-like protein-like. Bases 182 to 649 code for a protein of 155 amino acids. The transcript is spliced from 2 exons. NCBI's taxonomy places the organism in Eukaryota, Viridiplantae, Streptophyta, Magnoliopsida, Rosales, Rosaceae. The record is from RefSeq and is a predicted model, not a curated record.
GAGGCAGAGGUCUCCCUUGUCCGCAGACAGAAGAGAAUCCGAAUUGAACAGCGACCAGCGGCUCAUCUUCAGCUGCUGCUUCAUCUUCCCAUUUUCUUUUUGCGUGGAAAGGAGGACAUCUAUCUGGAUUGGCAGGCACUUUUGUUAAAUUCAGUAGUGGAUUCUCGUGUUGAAUGCUCAGAUGGCUUGUUCGUUUAGUUUGCCAUCAACUGGCCUCCAAACAUUUGGAUUGAAUCCUCAAAGCAGAGUUUCACAAGCGAAAUAUGGAGUUUUUACUUUGCGAUCCUCACCUGGGUCUCUUCGUGUCCGGGCAGUGCAAGAGACUGGAGGGUCCCGCAGACUAGUUGAUAUAAUCAGAACUGUGCCAGAGCUCUCAAGUAACUACUUUCGAAGUCCAUCUCGUAGGGCUCUCUUUGGGGGAAUAUCUUUGUUGGGUGGGUUUUAUGUUGCACAAACGAUAUCUCUGUCAUUUGGAGCUUUAGGAGUCAAUGAUGUUAUUGCUGCAGUUGUGUGUGUUCUCCUGACAGAAUAUGUUACCAAAUUUUAUUACAGCAGACCAAAAGUAACAUUUCCUAUUGCUCUUCUCAACAAUUUCAAAAUGGGAUUCACUUAUGGCCUGUUCAUAGAUGCUUUUAAGCUUGCCAGUUAAUGCCAUGUAAAACUGGUCUUGACCAAGACCAUUUUGGACAUGUAAAGUACACCA